UGUGUCCAUGGACUUCAAAUGGAGCGGUCUGUGCAGGAAAAUACCCUGCAUUAUUCUAUAGGAAAUGUUCUGCUCGUAGCUCGGAUCUUUGGUGUUCUUCCCCUUUCCGGAAUUGGUCCUUCGAAAAAGCCUGAAAAUGUGCGCUUUCGUUGGUUUUCCCCGGUUAUUCUAUUUUUCGUGGUGGUUUUUAUAUUUGUUAUCGGUGACUUUGUGCUCUCAGCUAAGAUAGUGCUCAACAAUGGUCUCAAGAUGUACACUAUAGGUUCUCUGAGUUUUAGUGUGAUAUGUAUAUUUUGUUUUCGAGCCUUUAUAAAUAUUGCUCGUCAAUGGCCCCAUAUAAUCCGACAGACGGCGCAGUGUGAGCGGAUCUUCCUGAAACCCUGCUAUGCCAGCGUCCAAGGACUCAAUUUCAGUCGAAUCCUUAGAAGAUGGGCCUUAGUACUCUUGAUCACCGCCCUUUGUGAGCACCUUACCUAUGUGGGCAGUGCCGUUUGGAGCAACUACGAGCAGAUUCGGGAUUGCCAUCUGAAAGUCGGGUUCGUAGAGAACUAUUUCCUGAGGGAGCGCCAGGAGGUAUUCUCGGUUUUUGACUACCAAAUCUGGAUGGUGUUCUUUAUCGAAUGGAGCACCCUUUCCAUGACCUUUGUCUGGAACUUUGGGGAUAUUUUCCUUAUACUCAUUUUUCGCGGAUUGAAGAUUCGCUUUGAGCAGCUCCAUUGGCGCAUUCGUCAGAAUCUGGGGAGGUCUAUGAAAAAAGAGUUUUGGCAGGAAAUACGUUCCGAUUUCUUGGACCUAGAUGAUUUGCUGAAGCUCUAUGAUAAGGAGUUGUCUGGCUUGAUUUUGGUCUCCUGCGCUCACAACAUGUAUUUUAUUUGCGUGCAGGUUUACCACAGUUUUCAAGUCAAAGGCGCCUUUAUGGAUGAGCUUUACUUCUGGUUCUGCUUGCUUUAUGUGAUCACUCGCUUAAUGAACAUGAUGUUGGCGGCUUCUUCAAUUCCCCUUAAAGUUAAAGAUAUAUCAAAUACUCUCUAUGAAGUGCCCUCAAGUUCCUGGUGCGAUGAUCUGGAGCGUUUGAGUGAGAUGCUACGCAAUGAAAACUUUGCUUUUAGUGGAAAUGGUUACUUUUUUCUCACCCGAAGGCUAAUUUUUGCAAUGGCUGCCGCUUUAAUGGGCUACGAACUGGUGCUCUUCCGGCAAUUGGAGGGUUCGGUGGUGCAGAAAAGUAUUUGCAGCCGUGGUCCUGGCUCCUCCAUGAGCAUUUUCUUCUCUUAG
Drosophila takahashii is the source of this 1272-nucleotide messenger RNA. It is a transcript of the gene Gr64d, whose product is annotated as Gustatory receptor 64d. Gene Ontology annotation, molecular function: sweet taste receptor activity. The record is from RefSeq and is a predicted model, not a curated record. NCBI's taxonomy places the organism in Eukaryota, Metazoa, Arthropoda, Insecta, Diptera, Drosophilidae. Gene Ontology annotation, cellular component: membrane. Gene Ontology annotation, biological process: detection of chemical stimulus involved in sensory perception of taste; sensory perception of sweet taste.